AUGGAGCGGGGAGCGGGCGCUGAGACGGAGCCGCUGCUGCUGCCUCGGAGCCGGCCGGCGGGCGCGGCCUGGCGGCGGGCCGGCGGCGGCAGCGGCGCCCAUGAGGCCGCUACUGGAGCUGAUAAUGACCUCUAUAUAAACCAAGCUGUAGUAUUUAUUGAAGAUGCGAUACAGUAUCGGUCUAUAAAUCACCGUGUGGACUCUAAAUCCCUCUGGCUUUAUCGAUGGUAUUACUCAAGAACUUGCCAAUGGAUUUUGGGUUUAACCAUUGCUAUAAUCCUGGCUUUGGCUUUCAUUGAAACACCUUCUUCACUUACUGUCACAUCAGAUGUACGAUAUCGUCUUCCUCCAUGGAAUCCCCCAUGUGGCCUAACAGAAAGCAUUGAGCUGCUUUGCUUCCUUGUGUUCGUGACUGAUAUAUCAGUGAAGAGUUACUUAAUUGGAUGGGAAGAAUUUCGGAAAACAAAAUGGCUGAUGGCUUAUAUCCUGACGUUAAUUAUUUCCCUUGCUGAUUGGAUUGUAUCACUGAGCUUCUUCUGCACAGAGAAUAUGAGAAUAAGAAGAAUUCUUCGGCCUUUCUUUCUUCUUCAGAAUUCUUCUAUGAUGAAGAAAACGUUGAAAAGCAUCAACAGCACUUUGCCUGAAAUGGCAAGUGUUGUUCUGCUACUAGCUGUUCAUCUGUCUCUCUUUACCAUGUUUGCCAUGCUGCUGUUUGCUCGGACAAAGGAUGGCCAGCAGGAUAAGGAAUGGGUGGGGUAUUUUCGGAAUUUGCCAGAUUCACUGACUUCACUGCUGGUGCUGCUAACUACUGCAAAUAAUCCUGAUGUGAUGAUUCCUGCAUAUUCUAAGAAUCGAGCCUAUUCAAUCUUCUUUAUACUCUUCACUGUGUUAGGCAACUUGUUUCUGAUGAACUUAUUGACAGCAAUAAUAUAUAACCAGUUUCGAGGAUAUCUUCUGAAAUCGGUUCAGUCCUCCCUCUUCAGGAGACGACUAGGAAUCCGGGCUGCAUUUGAAGUACUUUGUUCGCUGAAAGAGACUGCUGCUAAGGCACAAGAGUUGUAUGUUAGUACUGGGGACUUAUUUCAAGUGCUGCAGAAUGUUGAAAUGGAUUCUCGUUGCAAGCAAGCCAUCAUGAGAUCACUUAAAACAUGCUCCUGUGAUCAACUGUCAGUUGCCCAGUUUCAGAAGCUCUUUGAAGAACUAGACAAGGAUGCUAUUAAACAACACCCUCCUAGUCCAGAGUACCGAUCACAUUUUAUGCAGAAAAUGCAAUUUGUCUUUGGUCAUCCUUAUUUUGGCUACUUGGGGAAUGUUGUAGCCCUUGCAAACAUUAUUUCUAUCUGUGUGGUUUUGGUGAUGGAUGCAGAUAAACAGUCUUCUGAAAGAGAUGACUUCUUCUUGGGGGCUAUCAACUGUUUCUUCAUCUUGUGCUAUCUGCUGGAAAUGUUGCUGAAAAUCUUCGCAAUGGGGUUAAAAAGAUACUUAUCUUACCCAAGCAAUAGAUUUGAUGGCCUGCUGACUGUAAUUCUCCUGAUUUUGGAGAUUGCAACUUUUGCUGUAUAUGGAUUUCCUCAUCCUGGCUGGAGACCUGAAUUGAUGGGCUUGCUAUCCCUGUGGGAUAUGGUUCGACUGGUGAACAUGUUAAUUGUGUUCAGGUUUCUGCGGAUUAUUCCUAAUAUGAAGUUCAUGGCUUUAGUAGUGACUACACUGCUGGAUCUGGUAAAAAACUUGACAGCCUUUGCAGGAAUUCUGAUGGUGGUUUUCUAUGCAUUUGCUAUAACUGGCAUAAUGUUAUUUAAAGGUGCAGUUGUUCCUGUUGGGAAUAUCAGUAUUGUGAAUACAACAUCUGGUAAUGGCACUCUGCGGUGUGGGACCUACGAGCAGCUGGAAUAUUGGCCAAACAACUUCGAUGACUUUGCUGCAGCAGUGGUGACCCUCUGGGAUGUGAUGGUGGUGAACAACUGGCAAGUUUUUCUGGAAGCAUUUUCAAGAUAUUCAAGUCCGUGGGCAAAGAUCUAUUUUGUAGCCUGGUGGUUGAUCUCCUCUGUCAUUUGGGUCAAUCUCUUUGUAGCUUUACUUCUAGAGAACUUUAUUCACAAGUGGGAUCGUCGCUGUCAUCGGGAACGUCUCUCAGACAUUGAGUGCCAGAGGACAGUUGAACUAAUGUUCAGAGAUGUUUUGGAAGAACCUACAGAGGAAGAGCUAAUGGAAAGACUGCACCAGCAUCCACACCUGCAUUUAUGUAGGUGACUGAUUGGUGGGAAGGACUGAUUUAUUUACACCUCUGUUUUGUUGAGGUUGUCACCUGGAAGAAACUGGAUGAAUUUUCUGUGAGAUGCUGUAAUAGGGGCUUGCAGAACAGUGUGUAAAUUUCUGGUAGGCAAUUCUCUGCAGGAAGAGUUUUUUAUUAUUGGCUUAUAUAUUUUUUUCUGGGAAGAAAAUGGAUUUGAAAUUUGACUUGAUUUUAAGUUGCAAUCUUACAGCAAUAUUGCAGCCAUUAUUUUAUGAACUAUUGGUACCAGAAUAUUUUUAUUUUCUUUUUUUAAGAAGGGAAAGUGUUAAAAUAACAGUGCACUUUAAAAUGUGAACUUUGUAACCACUAAGCCUGCUACUUUUUGCAGCACAAAUAAUGGAACUCCCUCUUGUGGUAGGGGAGUGUGCCAAGGACAGUGCCUUGCAAUUCGUGAAUGGAUUAGGCAGGACUAGAACAAGAUCCUUAACCCUUUCUGUAAUAAUGAAAGUUGAAACACUGUUUUUAUUAAAACUUGACACCAGCAUAUUCUACUUACUGAA
Messenger RNA from Rhea pennata, 2793 nucleotides. It is a transcript of the gene TPCN2, whose product is annotated as two pore segment channel 2. Lineage: Eukaryota; Metazoa; Chordata; Aves; Rheiformes; Rheidae. Gene Ontology annotation, biological process: monoatomic ion transport; transmembrane transport; endocytosis involved in viral entry into host cell. The transcript is spliced from 25 exons. The coding region runs from base 1 to 2250 and encodes 749 amino acids. Gene Ontology annotation, molecular function: intracellularly phosphatidylinositol-3,5-bisphosphate-gated monatomic cation channel activity; ligand-gated sodium channel activity; voltage-gated channel activity. Gene Ontology annotation, cellular component: lysosomal membrane. The record is from RefSeq and is a predicted model, not a curated record.